AUGAACAGAUCUGUUAAGCCAGGAGGCUAUAACGAGGCAGCCAUCUUGUCUCUCGGUCCUGGAGCUCCAUCCCCUGAGUACUUCCCAUUCGACCACACGUCUCUCCGGGUGCCGUCUGCCCGGGAAAUUGCUGUAAUAGGGCCAAACCAUGCCGGGGUGACGCUUACUGCAAACAAAGAUGAUACAAGAGCCGGUAGGAGCGACUAUGAUCUCUCUUCUGCAUUGCAGUAUGGCGUCGGUACUGGCGCUCGCCAGCUGCUAGACUUUAUGACACAACACACAAAGCAAGUCCACAACCCACCGUAUCAGGACUGGAAAUGUGUCAUAACUGGUGGGAACACAUCAGCUCUGGAUCUUGCACUUCGUACCUUUACAGAUCGGGGGAGCUAUGUCUUGGCUGACGAGUAUACAUAUGCCACCGCCUUUGAAUGCGCCAGACCUCUUGGUGUCAAGAUACUAGGUAUCAAGCUGGAUGAAGAAGGCCCUAUUCCGAGCGAAUUGGACAGAGUCCUUACCGGCUGGGAUGAAGACCAUAUGGAAAGUAAGAAGCCGCACUUGAUAUACAUGGUCCCCACAGGGCAUAAUCCGACGGGAGCAACCCAAUCGCUCGAGAGACGUCACGAGAUCUAUCGACUUGCCCAGAAGCACGAUCUGUACAUAUUGGAGGACGAUCCUUACUAUUACAUCCAGCUGCCGGCGAAUGUUUCCGAGCAUGUUGAAGACGUGACGCAAAGCAUUCCCUUCUCAGUUAUACCAAAGACUGCUCUCCUCCCAAGUCUGCUCAGCAUCGACACAGACGGAAGAGUAUUCCGAAUGGACUCAUUCUCCAAGAUCCUCGCCCCUGGACUACGCACGGGUUGGGUCACAGCUUCGAGCCAGGUUGUCGAACGCAUUGUUAGAGCGCACGAAACGUCACUGCAAAACCCAAGUGGAUUUUCACAAAUCGUUCUUUACAAACUCCUCUCCGAGGCCUGGGGUCAAGAAGGUCUGAUGUGUUGGCUCAGUCACCUUCAGAUUGAAUACACAAUUAGACGUGAUGCGCUGCUACGAGCCUGUGAACUGUACCUCCCAGCCAAGGUGGCUUCGUGGAAAGUGCCACGAGCGGGAUUUUUUAUGUGGAUCAAAAUCAACUGGUUGCUGCAUCCUCUCGCCAGGCAAAUUGGUCAACGUGGAGUUGAGAUGCAAAUUUACGACACCGCCAUCAAGGCUGGGGUUUUAGUCGUUCCCGGGACCUGGUUUCAACCUGAUCCCUCCAUAGCUCUGUUGGAUGUCUUUUUUCGAAUCACGUAUGCUUCGUUGACGCCUGACGUCAUGCCAGAAGCAGUUGAGCGUUUCGGGGAGGCGUUACGAUCAUGCUUCGAGGUGUUAGACUGA
Messenger RNA from Lindgomyces ingoldianus, 1374 nucleotides. Its product is annotated as PLP-dependent transferase. The record is from RefSeq and is a predicted model, not a curated record. Lineage: Eukaryota; Fungi; Ascomycota; Dothideomycetes; Pleosporales; Lindgomycetaceae. The coding region runs from base 1 to 1374 and encodes 457 amino acids. Gene Ontology annotation, molecular function: pyridoxal phosphate binding; L-2-aminoadipate:2-oxoglutarate transaminase activity; aromatic-amino-acid:2-oxoglutarate transaminase activity. Gene Ontology annotation, biological process: aromatic amino acid catabolic process; L-tyrosine biosynthetic process. The transcript has 5 exons.